Molecule: messenger RNA, 699 nt
Organism: Neoarthrinium moseri
Lineage: Eukaryota; Fungi; Ascomycota; Sordariomycetes; Amphisphaeriales; Apiosporaceae
Exons: 2
Coding region: 1-699 (232 amino acids)
Molecular function (GO): protein heterodimerization activity
Source: RefSeq, a predicted model, not a curated record
AUGGAGCAGUCGAGCACCCCUUUGACAAUGUCAAAAUACUACCAUGCCGUCUUUCGGCCCGUCAUCAUGCAAGUCUUGCGCGCUCAAGGCUUCUACAGCAGCCAACCCGGCGUCGUCGAUUUCUUGACCGAGCUUGCUGCCCAGUACAUGGUCAAGAUGGGAGAGCAGACGCGGCUGAAUGCUGAACACAACCACCCAUGGACUCCAGACCCUUCUGUCACCGAUGUGCGCCAGGCCAUGGAGUUCGUUGGUGCGUUCGAGCGCAUAGACUCCCUCGAGAAGGACGAGGGCGAGCUUGACUCAGAACUCAAGGGCAUCGAGGCCUUCAGGCAAUGGUUCGAUGGACCCAAGGCCGAGAAGAUCAACCGUGUGGCCGAGGCUUUCCAGCAGCUUGCCCAGACUCUAGAGCCCACGGACGGCAUGAAGGUCGAGAAGCCUCCCCGGGAUUACCUGAGCUUGCUCAAACUGAAGCAUAGCAAGAAUGACCAGGACUCGAAGUACGCUGGCACGGUUCUGGGCAAAAGUACCGAUCACGGCGAGGUGGUAGUGGAGGGUGGACCAUACGCAAGCGCUGCCGAAUGGGCCAAGAUGAUGCAUGAGCGGAAUCAGCGUCCACCUUCACCUGACCUGGACUCGCGACCUCCCAGCUCCGGUCUGAGUUCGCUUGACGAUGGCGACGUUGAGAUGAUGGAGCUCUGA